AUGAUCGGCCACCACAUCAGUGAGCAUGCUCGCAUCAAGAUUCUGAAAGAGGUCGCCAUACGAGCGCAGAAAUAUGUCGUGAACAUGACCUACAACUGGAAGCAGAAAAACGAAAUCCUCCCAGAGAUCCGCACACACAUCGAGAACAUCCUUGCCCGGUUCAAGCACACCAAGACACCCUCAAAGCCAAUUUUGCUACCCGCAAAGGCUAUAACAUCACCCAGAGAAACUGUGGAGGUUCAGCCAUUCAUUGUCUUGUCACCAGCCGACAUUGUCACCCUGGUCAACGCUCUAUUCCCGGAGCGACGUCCGUCAUCCAGCCACAUGGACAAUGACAGCCAGCGCCGUACGGGUCUGGCUUCCUCUGCUUCUUCCAUGUCCGGAAUGUCGGUUCCAUUCCGCAAUGCCGCCGCUUCCGUGACUGACGCAAGCUCUAUCCUGAGUGCCAGUGCUUCUUCAAUGACCAGUGACCAGACCUCGCGCGAGCCACUUCUGGACAGCAACCCGGUAUCCGGCGAAUCACCGACAGAGAUGAAGCCUGCACCAACAGAGCAAUACGGAAGACAGCUGCGAAUGGCAUGUUCUGAGAUGACUCGCCUCCUAGGUUUCGAAGCCACAUCAGGCUCUUGCCAUCCGUGCGCAGAGCGAUGGGCUGUUCUUUACAUCUCCGCCGAUGGAAAGCAGCUGAAGCCGCGUAUGCGCAAAGACUUUGAUGAUGAGGAUGAGCACGACGAGGACUCACCAGACAGCGACAGCAGCGACGACGAAGAGGGCGGGAACAGGUUCGAUCUUGGCAACGACUACCACCAGCUGAAAGAGGCAAUCGCCAAGCUGGUGGAGGAGUACGAGAUUCCCAAGGAUCUUGCGCCCGACAGCGAAUCGAAGAACUUCAGCAACAGAAUGACGACCCGCAAAAGCACUCGUGGACGUGGCCCAGUACGCAACGUCAGCGAAAACCUCGGAUCACGCAACCCAUACAACUCCACUCAGAGCCAAAGCCAGCUUACCAACAUGAUUGCCAGCCAAAGAAACGUCUCGUCACGGCGCUCACCACAAUUUCCGAGAAGUCACAGCAACCCUCAAGUCGGCGAGAAGCAAGAGAACAACUCAGUUCUGGUCACCAUGCUUGAGACUGCCAUGUACCAGUGUCAAGCACGAUCCGAUUUCGUCAAUGCGCAUAUGUACUACAAGACAUUGCAGAGUCUGAAAAGACUCAGCUCUCCGACAUUGGUCAAGAACGGCUACGCAGCCCUUCUCAACUACUUCUCCCGCAGCCCGCGCGACCUCCUCAGCAAGGCAGCCAAUGCCAUUGAAGAGUUCGAGGCCUGGUUCGUGUGGCUCAAGCAGUCCCAGGAGCGGUCAGAUGGUAUGGUCGAAGAGAUGAUGCUCACGUUCAAGAAUCUUCGAGACAAGAUGUGGUACAUCACAGAUGUCCGCACUUCCAAGCCAUACGAGGACGCCAGGAACGUUGCGCUUGCUCUCAAGAUUAUGGACCAACAGUCAAAGAUGCUCAACGUCCGGGGCCCUUCAGGCUCCCAACCGCGAAACAGCAACAGCUUCUUGCGCCAGAACGAAGCUCAGCUGGUUGACCUCAUGUCAGCCUCUCAAGAUUUCGGUGGUCCGAACAAGCUGUCAGAUGAGCAGUCGCAAAUCACGCUGAAGUGGCUUAUGCAAUACAGCGUAGAGAACUUCUGCAAAGGCGAAGAGCGGAUACAUCGUUUCUGUCUCGAAGUCGACAAGUGCGUCACCAAGGUCAUUGGUGAGGGCGUCCUUGAUGGGCCCGUGCUCUGGGCCAGCGACCUCUACAAGCGCGACCAACAAAUUCUGGAGAGUGGACGGCAGAAGGGCGACCUGUUUCUGACUGGUGUUGGCACUCUUUCCAUCGCCGGUGAUGAGGAGUACGAGACCCACGGCCGACCUGGUUCUCGUAGCCAUGACUUCUCGCAACGACCAAGCCAAGGUAGUCUGCGUGCCGCAGCUAACCGUAAUGGAUCUUCCAGUUUCGACCAGAGCCCCUGGGGAAGAAACCCCAUGGAUGCCCCCGACUACUUCGGCGGGUCUUCACCCGUUCAUGCAAUCGACUCUAUGGCUACUUUCUGGUCACCGUUCCAGACCCAAGCGCAGUCUCCUACCAACGCCACGAGCAUCCGACCACGUACCGCAUCAUCAUCGAAGGGUACGGUGAUGCUGAAGCAAUCUGCAAUGGUCAACGAAGACAAGCGCCGCUUCAUGCUCGAUCUUAAGCAAACACUCACAGGCCUGCUUCUGAGUGACCUCGGAACAAUGGUCUUCGCCAACGGCAGCGAGACAGACUCAUGGUUCGGUGGUGAUUUGCUAGACGACUGCUUCGAGCGUAGAGAUGAAGAAGAACGGAAACGCAAGAAGCAGCUCGCCAAGAAGAGCAUGAAGAACAUCCGGAAGCAGACCCUGCCCGACUCACGCAACUUGCCGCUGGAGACGCUCGGCCGCAACGAGCGUGGAACAGCGGCCCCGCCUGUUGCAACUUUCCAACACGCCAGUGCAUCCGACGCUCACCAAUCUGCCGGCGAGCAAUCUUCGACUUCCAGCGACGCGACUUCGCGUUCCGUUGGCAACGCCACAGCGAAGAAGGCUGGGCUACUCGAGUUCCCGUACAACGUUGCUUUCCGACGGCUGUUGGGCAGGUUCCAGACACAUCCCAACCCAUACUCUAAACUGCAUGCACUGUAUGAGCUAGAGCUGCUCAUCAUAGCAUCACUCUCUUCUCGAACGGGCCGCUCGUACAACAACCGUCGGGAGACUCUUCCCCCAGUGCCUCAAUCACCCACCCUUGGCACCAUGCCAGAGCUCAGUUCUCGUGAGCCGGCUACUCAAACUUCUCGUGCACAAAACCUCGAGGAAGCCAUCGCCAACUGCGAGGAGCGCCGCUCUCACAGCAUGAGCGUGGAACGCGUGAGCAACGCUUCUCCCCUGCCUCGCAACGGUGCACGCUCUCCAGUUGGACCACCAAGCACAGACAUGAUCGUUGAAGUCAUCCAAGGCCUCUUCCGCGACGCUAACAUUCGACCCAAGACCCUGUUCCGAGACCUGCAGUACAUCGCAUCUUUCGUGCCUGCGCAGAUGCUGGACAAGACUGCACGAGGCAAGGCAUUCUGGGAUGUCGGUCUCGCUGCUCUUGGCCUCAAGCAAGACGUGUGCCGAAUCAUGGUAGAGCUCGUCGAUGAGGUCAUCACCCAGAACUCGAAGCGCGAUGCAGGCAAAGUCAGCAGUGGAGCUGCUGUCGAGAAGGCUGGUGCAUCGUCUACUACACCAGCUCCGGUUGAUGAACCGCUAUCCAAGUACACCAUGGAGGAUGCCGGACGCAUGCUUCUUAUCACUGCCAAGGAGGGCGACGCAGUGGCCGAGCGUGAGCUUGCGAUCUUUUACCUCACAUCGCCCGAGCUUGUUCAUCGCACAGUCCUGCCGCUCACCAGGCCCAGCGAGGUUUUCAAGACUGAGCUUCUCAACCGUGAGAGGAAAGCGUCGCAAGACCCCGCCCGCAGCGACCCAAUGACUAUGUGUGUCGCGCAACACUGGAUGGAGCAGUCCAUGAAGGGCGGCGACCAGCUUGCCGCCAAGUACUUGCGCCAGCGCAGCGAGCUGGAGAACAUCAACCCGAGCAGGGCAUAG
Alternaria metachromatica is the source of this 3648-nucleotide messenger RNA. RefSeq lists its product as uncharacterized. The transcript has 2 exons. Lineage: Eukaryota; Fungi; Ascomycota; Dothideomycetes; Pleosporales; Pleosporaceae. The coding region runs from base 1 to 3648 and encodes 1215 amino acids. The record is from RefSeq and is a predicted model, not a curated record.